GCUGCGAUAACCUGGAUAACAGGGAAUUGAGCCACUAGCGUGGCAGGGGCGAGCUGGCUCCUUUCAGUCUUCCUGUGGUGGAGUACAGUGUUUCCGUGUGUGUGUUUAUGUGUGUUUACAUCCCAAGAUGUAAACGUAGGUAGGGCAUAAAAUACAUAUUUUAAAUGUUCUCGGGAUCUUUGAUACCUAGUACUUCUGGACUGGGAGAACGUGCUGGCCAAAAGGAGUGAGUGGAAAAGUCUUCAGAUGGAUUUUAAAAUAGAAUACACUUGGGAUGGUUUUCCAGUGAAGCAUGAGCCAGUGUUUGUCAGGCUGAAUCCAGGUGAUGGAGGAGUGGUGAUGGAAGUUAGCGCCCCAUUUUUCAAUGAUCCUCCAGCCCCACUUGGAGAACCAGGAAAACCUUUCAAUGAACUGUGGGAUUAUGAAGUUGUGGAAGCAUUUUUCUUGAAUGACAUAACUGAACAGUAUUUAGAAGUUGAACUUUGUCCUCACGGACAACAUUUGGUGCUUUUACUCUCUGGAAGAAGAAAUGUAUGGAAACAGGAGCUUGCUCUAUCAUUCAGAGUGUCCAGAGAAGAGACAAAAUGGGAAGGCAAAGCUUAUCUUCCUUGGAGUUAUUUUCCACCAAAGGUGACAAAAUUCAAUUCAUUUGCAAUUCAUGGGUCAAAAGAUAAAAGAAAUUAUGAAGCUCUUUACCCUGUACCUCAGCAUGAACUGCAACAAGGACAAAAACCUGAUUUCCAUUGUCUGGAAUACUUUAAGCCUUUCAAUUUUAACACACUGCUUGGAGAAGAAUGGAAACAACCAGAAUCAGAGCUGUGGCUUAUGGAGAAAUCUGAUGUAUAGGAGUAUAGUAGAUGAUCAUAUCAAUCAUUUCUUCUCUGUAUCUUUUAAGGUAAACCAAUAAUAAGUAUAAUCUCUUUUAAUCAUGGUAUCACCAGCACAUUUCAACAGCAAAUAUUUUCAUAGAAGUCAGUGAAAAUACAGUGUCUCUGUGGCAAGUUGUAUAUGAGUUAACAAGAAAAUUGAAGGUUUGUAGAUGAGUUUAUCUAGUAAGUUAAAAUGUUCCUCAGAGUCAUUUAGUCCAGAAGCGACCAUGUCAAUGAGUUCUAUUGUCUGCCUUACCACCCUCAACCCAAAUAUCUCCAACUCUGUCAGCCAAAAUCAUUAUUUCUCUUCCCACUUCCCUAAACCUCAGUCAGCCUGAGACUGGAACAUCUUAUUUGCACAUGUUUUAAUUCCAUGUAAUGUACAAUAAUUCUUUACUCAGAAUCUUCUGCAUUCUUCAAGUGGGUUGAAAACAAUGACCUAUUUCAGCUGAGAAGGAGAUCCACAUUUGUUAAGGCACCAUUAAGAUACAUAUGUAUUUAACCAGCUGUUUUUCCUGCCUUGGAGGCUAUUUUUAGUCUGUAGAAGGAAAUGGAAUGAAGUAGCCUUGAAUUUGGGCAACUGAUUCUACUUUUGUUUACAAACAGAUGACACUUACUUAUGUAUGCUGUUAAACCAGAUGUGAAAAUGUUUUUGCUUUAUUUUGUGAGCAUUAAACAUUCCUGGUCUAGAAUUUUCAAAUUUUGUGCUAUAAUAUAGCUCAGAGUUUGAAGCCAUCUAGCAGAUCAUCUGUGAACUUCUCCACUAAACCUGUUUCUCCACUAGCAUUCUUAACUCAGAGGUUAGUAGCCUUGCAGAAGAAUUUUUAUUGUACAGAAUACACAAUAUACUUUAUUCUCUUGUUUUUUACUAACAGAACUUGAAUUUUUAGGGGCAUUGCUCAAAAACAUUUUUCCAGAUUCCUUUGAAGACAGAAAUGGCAUGAUAAAGCAGCUCAGGUUAAUGUGAUAUAAGUACACAGUAUUAGGUGGGGAUUUAAAGAAAGAUGACUUGAAGAUGAAAGAUUCAGCUGUCAUACACUUUUUGUCCUUUGCCCUCCCCUUUCCUUUUUCCUGAAUUGCAUAAUUGGAACCUGAGGUAACACACUAGCUGUAUUGUAUCAAUGAGGAGACAAUCCAGGGAGAGCUGAGCAGCAGGACAGAGGAGCCUGGAUUAUAAACAAUGCAGUAGAGUAACAUACCAUAUCUGGACUGCCUACCUAUUGACUUCUUUAUACAGGAGAAAAGAAGCUGCCUAAUUUGUUUCCCCAAGUUGAUCCAUAGAUUUAAUACAAUCCCAGUUAAAAAUCCCAGAAGGCUUUUUUGGGGUCUAAAUUGACAGACAUUAAAAUUUUAUGUGGAAAUGUGAAGGACCUCAAAUAGCCAAACAAUUUUGAAAAAGAACAGAGUUUGAGGACUUACAUGACUUGACUUCAAGACUUACUAUUAAACUUCAAUAAUGAAGACAGUGUGACAUUGGCAUAGAUUUAGACAAAUAUAUCAAAGUAACAGAAACCAGAAAGAAAACAAUAUACAGUCAGUUGAUUUUUUAACAAAGGUGCCAAUGUAUUUAAAAAGGGAAAGGAUAUCUUUUCAACAAAUGGUAUUGGGAUAGCUGAAAAAAGCAUGAAAACAAAACCUUGACCCUCUACUUAAUCUACAUAAAAAUUAACUUAUAUGUGACUGGUGAAACGAAAAAGGUUCUAGGAGAAAAUCUUCAUAAUCUGGAGUAGAGAAACAUUUGUUUUCAAAUAGGACACACAAAGCACUAACUUAAAGAGAAA
This is a messenger RNA of Panthera uncia (snow leopard), 2650 nucleotides long. RefSeq names its product chromosome B1 C4orf33 homolog (gene CB1H4orf33). The record is from RefSeq and is a predicted model, not a curated record. The transcript has 6 exons. NCBI's taxonomy places the organism in Eukaryota, Metazoa, Chordata, Mammalia, Carnivora, Felidae. The coding region runs from base 247 to 846 and encodes 199 amino acids.